This is a messenger RNA of Psylliodes chrysocephalus, 2771 nucleotides long. The record is from the annotation of a GenBank genome assembly. NCBI's taxonomy places the organism in Eukaryota, Metazoa, Arthropoda, Insecta, Coleoptera, Chrysomelidae.
UGGGUUGCAUACGAUCUAGGCCAGCAUUCGUCGAAAAUGCGCUGCAGCGAUUCUGUCUUCUGUCCGCUGACUUGCAAACAAUAAUUUUGACCUGCAUUAUUCCUAUCGCCGAAGAUUCAUAAGAUAAUUAAUCGAGGAUCGUCUGAAAAGUUGAUUUAUUCCGCUAAAAAAGAACAUUUGUUCUUAAAAUGGGUGAUGCACCUGUUAUGGCAACUAAUGACGAUGCUAGCGAAUGCAAGCGAGGAGCCGUCAUUUUGGGGUAUUGGAGCGACGAUUACAUAUCACAUUUCGUGAAGCAUGUUGAAAAACGAGCCCCAGAAAUAAACAGGGGCUAUUAUGCCCGCGUAAAAGGUAUUGAAAAUUUCAUUCAAAAAUUCAUCAACAAAGCGGGCAGUUCCGCGCAAAUUAUUAAUUUCGGAUCGGGCUUCGAUACUUUGUACUGGAAGCUCAAAGACGAGGGCAUACAGAUAGCUAAUUAUGUAGAAAUCGACUUUCCUUCGGUUACUUCGAGGAAGUGUUAUAUGAUUAAAAGGAAUAAACCUUUGUUGGACAGGAUACACAAUCAGGACGGUGAAAUAAAGCUCAGUUCUACAGAUUUACAUGCAGGCAACUACCACUGCAUCGGGGUGGACAUACGAAACAUAGCUCUACUGGAAACGAAAAUCCAACAAGCCGAAGUAGACUUCAAUAGACCCACCCUCUUUUUGGCCGAGUGCGUGCUAGUAUACAUCGAAAACGAGUGCGUUAACAGACUCUUAAAAUGGAUCUCGUCCAAAUUCAAAUCGGGAUUGUUUGUCAACUACGAAAUGUGCAACAUGAAUGACACCUUUGGCGAGGUGAUGCUGGGCAACCUGCGAGCCAGGGGAUGCAAUUUGGCCGGCAUAACGCAUUGCAAGAAUUUGGAUAUGCAGAAAGCGCGUUUCUUAAACAACGGUUGGAUGGGAAGCAGCGGUUGGGAUAUGGUGCAGGUGUAUUACGCCUUUACGGAAUCGGAGAGGCACAGGAUCGAGAAAAUCGAAUUCUUGGACGAGCAGGAGCUGCUUAUACAACUUUUUCAGCAUUACUGCAUCUGUAUAGGUUGGUUGAGUAUGGAGUUUUCAGAGUUUACGUGUAGUGUCGAUUCUGAUUAUUAAUUAUUUUUAUUUUUAGUACUUGAUAGUGUGUCCUAAUAAUAAAUUCGGUAAUUUUAACCAGUAACAGAACUGGUAUAAAGCGAUAAUUUUGAUUAAAAGAUUCGGUGAUUAGUUCAUUUGUUGUUUAGUAAAAACUGUCAAAAUUACUUUUUUUUUAUUAAUAAAAAAUACAUGAACAUUGUUAGAGAAUGGAGAGUCCGGAAAAAUGCAGAUGGCUUUAUGGUAAGUUUUGAAUAAGUUUAGCUUAUAUCCAAACUACUUGUUGACGAUUCAUUUGUAUUAUGGGUUUGGUUAAUAAAAAAUAUUAUUAUUAGUAUUAUUAUUUACAUGGUAAUUCAUUAAGGGUAGCGACUGAUAAUAUAAAUACCAUUUGUACUGAUUUAAAAAAAAAGUAUAUUUUUAUAUAAAAUUGGCCAAAAGAAAAUACUUAAAAAUAUUUUGUAAUUUUAUAACUUGCUGCUAGGUAACGUAAUAUAGGUAUUAUUUACAAAAUAUAAUUACUUUUUCAAAAAAAAAACACUAAAGUUUAAAAAUUGUUUUAGACUAUUUUAACAAGUAAUUAUCAACUUUUUUAAUAAUUAUUUUGGACACACUUCUGUAUAUGAUUAGUGAUGGGCCGCUCGGAAAUGAUGUCCAAAGACUUUUGAUUUUUAAUUUUGGAAUUUUCGUUUCAUAUGUUAUAAAAAUGAAAACGUGUAAAAAUUACCAAAAAAAUCCAAAUUUUGGAAGUAUUUUAUCAAUGAUUUAUUACAUAUGAGACGUUUAUAUACAUAGCUCUACCAAAUAUUGUACUUUUUGUUAAAUAACAUUUAAUAUAUUCAAUUUUAAAACGAUUAGGGCAUAAACUAGUCUACAACAUAGGAAAAUAAAUAUUGUAUUAAUGAAAGUUGUUAUAUAACAGAUAAGAACAAAAAAUCUAAAUCCAACAAAAUACAAAGAGGGCCCUUAACUGGCUUGCAUAAGACUUUACAUCAUGGACAAUAUGGACAUGUCCAUUGAAAAUAUUCAAAAAUGACUUUUCCUGAAGAGACGCAUGACUAUAAUACAUUUUAAUGGUCGUAUUUUAGGUUUUAGACUAUGCAUCAACUUUUAUUGAGAAUACCUUUUAAAUAUAAAUAAUAAAACAGUUUUUCAUAUAUGGUACCUACAGAUUCCAUGUAUUACCUAUAGAUUCCAUAUGGUACUUACAGAUUAUUUAAUGGAUACUGUAUAAGGUUUACAAAAAGUUAAGAGUUCUGUUACUGGUUAAAAUUAAUGUACCUAUUUUCAGGACAUCCUGUAUACAGGGUGGUUUUUUUGACGUGGUAUAACGUUGAUAUUUCACGACUAACGGGCCUCUUAUGUCAAAAGCUACACUAUUUUUUUUAUAUAUUAGCAUUACGACUAUUUAUAAAACAUUUUUUAAAUAUACAAUGUGUUCCAUAAAAGUUACUUUUACAAACAGAAAUAAAUAAUAUUUAUAUCAUUUUUUUUUCUGUAUAAUUCGUAAAAGGUAAGUAUGGAAUUGUUCUAUUGGUAGGGAUGGGCAAAAUAAUCGAUUAUUAAUCAGUUAAUCUAUUAAUUGAUUAGUCCAGUAAUUUUUUUAAAUCGAUAAUCUUUAAUUUUCGAUAAAUCAAAUAUUUACGAGAAAUCAAUUAU